UUGAAGAAGCCGGACCAUAAUUGACAUUGAUAGGUUUUAAAAACGAAUUUGAUAACCUAACAGUCAUCUUCCUCGCUGACCUUCAAAUUGAUCAUCACUAUUCCACUUCCUUAAUUCCCUUCCCUUUUCCCUCUAUCAAUCGUUGUUUGAUUCAUACAUGGCGGAGCCGGUGGAACUCCCUAGCCGGCUGGCCAUUCUUCCCUUCAGAAACAAGGUUCUAUUGCCCGGCGCAAUCAUACGGAUUCGUUGUACCUCUCAUAACAGUGUGAAGCUCGUGGAACAAGAAUUAUGGCAGAAGGAAGAAAAGGGGAUAAUUGGGAUACUUCCAGUUAGGGAUGCAGCAGAGACAACAUCAGUUGGCCCAAUAUUUUCUUCAGGAGCUGAUUCAGUGGAUGGAAUCUCAAAACCACAAGCUGGUGCAUCAGAUCCUCACAAACUUGAUGGAAAAAAUCAGCAGGAAGUGAUCCAUUGGCAUACAAGGGGAGUUGCGGCUAGAGCAUUGCAUUUGUCUAGAGGAGUGGAAAAACCAAGUGGAAGGGUUACUUACACGGUUGUCCUUGAAGGCUUGUGCAGAUUCUUUGUUCAGGAGCUUAGUAAUCGUCAAUCAUAUUAUACUGCUCGGAUUUCUCCACUUGAAAUGACAAAAACUGAGAUGGAGCAAGUGGAACAAGACUCAGAAUUCAUUUCAUUGUCACGGCAUUUUAAGGCUACUUCAAUGGAGCUAGUUUCACUUCUUGAGCAGAAACAGAAAUCUGGCGGGAGGACAAAGAUUCUUUUGGAGACACUUCCAGUACAUAAGUUGGCUGACAUAUUUGUUGCUAGCUUUGAGAUAAGCUUUGAGGAACAGCUGGCAAUGUUGGACUCGGUAGAUGUUAAAGUGAGGCUUUCAAAAGCUACAGAGUUGGUUGACCGUCAUUUACAAUCAAUUCGCGUGGCUGAAAAGAUAACACAAAAGGUUGAGGGGCAAUUGUCGAAGACACAAAAGGAAUUUUUCCUACGACAACAGAUGAGGGCUAUAAAAGAGGAACUUGGGGACAAUGAUGAUGAUGAGGAUGAUUUAGCUUCCCUGGAAAAGAAGAUGCAAAGUGCAGAUAUGCCUUCAGACACCUGGAAGCAUGCACAAAGGGAAUUAAGGAGGCUUAAAAAGAUGCAGCCUCAGCAGCCUGGAUACAGCAGUUCUCGUGUUUAUUUAGAGCUGUUGGCCGAUCUACCCUGGCAAAAAGCCAGUGAAGAAUGUGAGUUAGACUUGAAAGCUGCAAGAGAGCGCCUUGAUAGUGACCACUAUGGUUUAGUCAAAGUGAAGCAACGGAUAAUUGAAUAUCUAGCAGUUCGCAAGCUCAAACCUGAGGCUAAGGGUCCAGUAUUAUGUUUUGUUGGCCCGCCGGGUGUUGGGAAAACAUCUUUGGCAUCAUCCAUUGCUGCUGCUCUUGGAAGAAAGUUUAUGCGUAUAUCUCUUGGUGGUGUUAAGGAUGAAGCUGAUAUUAGAGGCCAUAGGAGGACCUAUAUUGGAAGCAUGCCUGGGCGUCUUAUUGAUGGACUGAAGAGAGUUGGGGUCUGCAACCCAGUUAUGCUUCUGGAUGAGAUUGAUAAGACAGGCACAGAUGUGCGGGGAGAUCCAGCUUCAGCACUCCUGGAAGUUCUUGAUCCUGAACAAAACAAGACAUUCAAUGAUCACUAUUUGAAUGUGCCUUUUGACCUUUCAAAAGUUGUUUUUGUGGCAACUGCAAACAGGAUGAAACCUAUUCCUCCUCCACUAUUAGAUAGAAUGGAGGUAAUUGAGCUGCCAGGUUAUACACCAGAGGAAAAGUUGAGGAUAGCAAUGCGGCAUCUGAUCCCUCGAGUGCUUGAUCAACAUGGCUUGAGCUCGGAAUUUCUUCAAUUCCCCGAGGAAAUGGUGAAACUGGUAAUUCAGAGAUACACCAGAGAAGCCGGUGUUAGAAACCUUGAAAGAAACUUGUCUUCCUUAGCUCGUGCAACAGCAGUAUUGGUUGCAGAGCAGGAACAUUCUAUGCCAAUCAGCAAAAGUGUCAAUAAUCUUGGUUCUCCGUUAAUGGAGAGCAGAAUUGCUGAUUCAUCUGAUGUGGAAAUGGAGGUUAUUCCUAUGGGUGUCACUGGUAAUGAGUUGUCGAAUACAUAUACUAUUAGCUCCCCUUAUAUUGUCAAUGAGACAAUGCUGGAGAAAGUAUUAGGGCCACCAAAAUUUGAUGAUAAGGAAACUGCUGAACGAGUUGUCACUCCUGGUGUAUCAGUUGGAUUGGUAUGGACAGCUUUUGGUGGCCAGGUUCAGUUUGUUGAGGCUACUGGGAUGGCAGGAAAGGGUGAUCUCCAUCUCACUGGACAACUUGGUGAUGUUAUUAAGGAAUCGGCUCAGAUUGCUUUGACAUGGGUAAGAGCAAGAGCAACAGAACUGAAGUUGGUAACUGCUGAUGAUAUAAAUUUACUAGAUGGACGCGACAUUCAUAUUCAUUUCCCUGCUGGUGCUGUACCAAAAGAUGGACCUUCAGCUGGUGUGACUCUUGUUACAUCACUAGUAUCGUUAUUCAGUCAGAGAUGUGUAAGAUCUGAUACGGCAAUGACUGGAGAAAUGACAUUAAGGGGCCUUGUAUUACCUGUUGGUGGAAUCAAAGAUAAGGUUCUUGCAGCACAUAGACAUGGCAUAAAGAGGAUCAUUCUUCCUCAUAGGAAUGCCAAAGACUUGGCUGAAAUACCUUCACCUGUCCUCUCAAGCAUGGAGAUAUUUCUUGCGAAGAGGAUGGAGGAUGUGCUAGAACAGGCAUUUGAAGGAGGUUGUCCAUGGAGGCAACAUUCAAAGUUAUAGAUUGGGGGAUUAAUACAACUGAACUGGACUAUUAACAGGAUCAGGUGAUGGAAUCAAUUGUUUAUUUACUAACAUAUAUGAGCUUGUUUAUUAUUAUUAAUUAAUGCUCUACCAUAUUGAAUAUUCUUUAUGGAGUAAUUUGUUUUCAUAUUUUUGGCAAACAAUAAUAAGCCAUAUUCUCAU
This is a messenger RNA of Impatiens glandulifera, 3001 nucleotides long. RefSeq names its product lon protease homolog 2, peroxisomal-like. The record is from RefSeq and is a predicted model, not a curated record. Lineage: Eukaryota; Viridiplantae; Streptophyta; Magnoliopsida; Ericales; Balsaminaceae. Bases 158 to 2818 code for a protein of 886 amino acids. Gene Ontology annotation, cellular component: peroxisomal matrix. Gene Ontology annotation, molecular function: serine-type endopeptidase activity; ATP-dependent peptidase activity; ATP hydrolysis activity. Gene Ontology annotation, biological process: protein quality control for misfolded or incompletely synthesized proteins; protein targeting to peroxisome; protein processing. The transcript has 17 exons.